Nymphalis io (European peacock) is the source of this 2703-nucleotide messenger RNA. RefSeq lists its product as uncharacterized. The record is from RefSeq and is a predicted model, not a curated record. NCBI's taxonomy places the organism in Eukaryota, Metazoa, Arthropoda, Insecta, Lepidoptera, Nymphalidae. Gene Ontology annotation, biological process: signal transduction. The transcript is spliced from 8 exons. The coding region runs from base 88 to 2664 and encodes 858 amino acids.
AAAUAAAGUGAUUUAAAAAGCGGAUAUCAGAAAUCAAAGUUUGAUUACUCCUUAAUAAAAUCAAUGUUUUUAUAACAAACAAAAGAAAUGUUGAUAUCAGACGGUAUUAAUCAUGGUAAAUUACAAUCUAUUAUAGUUGGAGAAUUAAAAAAAGCGGGAUUAAAACAUCGUCUUAAAAAAAUUAUAUUAAAAAAUGUUAAAGAUCAUAAAACAGUGUUUGGGGCCCCUUUGUUGAAAGUGCCAUCAUGUAGUGUGAUUUGUUGUGGAAGCACUUUGUGUAUUCCCACCGUUGUUAGUGAAAUGUCGUCAGUAUUACGAAAGAAUGCCCAUAUGGAAGGCCUCUUUAGAAAAGCAGGAUCACAAACCCGUCAGAAAGAUAUAAAGCGGUUGCUUGACGCUGGUGGUUGUGUAUCAGAGGGCCAUCAUCCAAUCGAUGUGGCGAGUGUGUUGAAACUCUAUCUCCGGUGCUUGCCAGAGCCCUUAAUUAGUGCUGAAGUACAAGAUCUGCUUUUGCGAUGUAGACUAACAACUGGCGAAGAUUGUUUAAAAUCUAUUUUAAACACAUUAUUACUCUUACCAGUACUACAUGUUCACCUUUUGCAUUAUGUAAUGGAGUUAUUAAAUUAUAUAGCAUCAAAACAUAAAGAUAACUUAAUGGAUUCUUCAAAUCUAGCCAUAGUACUGGCUCCCAGUAUCAUGCCUCUACCGGCUGCAUCGUCGGCUCAACGUUUAGAACAUCAUGUAGCCCUAGUUAAGAUCUUUAUUGAAAACUCUAAGCACAUAGGACUUUUGACAGACGAACUUAUGACAAAACUAGAUGAUGAUUCUGAUGUCAGUCAGUCAAGAAGGAAAAAAAGGAGAAGUGGAUCACUUAAUAGAAUGUUAAGUGGAUUACGAAAAAUGGUAUCUGGUAAUGUAGCUACACCAGCACUAGUCAUGGAAAACGGUAAAACACCAGUAUUGAGUAAAUCAGCAGCCAAAAGGAAAUUUGAUAAUAAUUAUGAAGGACUUUCUGUAAAAGUAAAGAAAGAAAUAAGAAAGGACCUUCCUCAAAAGGAACUAUCAUUUACACCAAUGAAAAUUGGUGUGACUGGGCGGAAGAGAUUACGCCUGAGUUUUAUGGAUUCUAGAAGUACACCUGUUAUUAAUUCAGAUUUUAAUUCUCAUAAAAACUCCGAAACAAGCAUUUGUAGUGAAGAUAUAUUGACAUCCUCAGAAAAUUUGUUCAGUGCUCACGAUACUAUAGACCUAUCUUCUGACAUGAAAGAAAUUGACAAAGACUAUGUGAGGAUAUCUAAGCAAGAGUAUGAAGAAAUAAAAAACAGAGUAUCAGCAAUCGAAAAUAGAUUGUCAAGGGAGUUUACUGAUGUCAUACCAAGAGUCCAGCCAUUGCAGCAAGUGCAAAAUGUUUACGAGCAGACAUUGGAAGAUGUGGCCAUGUUAAAUUGUCCAACUUCGGAGCAUUUAGCUCGUCGCCUUAGCAAAGAAUUAAAAAUCAGGCCUAAGGAACAAGCCAAAAUAAUUCGUUCACCAAGUGCGAGGAAAAUUGGUACGAUACGACGUCGUUCCAAAGAAAAUCUGACUAAAAUAGUGAGGCAUAAAUCCUGGAACGCUUCCUCUCAAUCGCAAACUAAUCAUAAUACUGAUAGGUUCUAUCCAUACGUAGGAUUAAUUCGGAGAGAGCGAACAAGCACAGUCAAACCAAAUCAAGUAGAUAUAACAAGCCAAAACUUAGUUUCUGAAUGGGAUGGCUCAUUAUCAGAGAAUUCAAUUACCAAUGUAUCUGAUUCUAGUCUAAAAUAUCAUCAAAGAAAAAGAAUAAGUCUCGCUCCAGAUUUUAAUUUAAAUAAAACUAUCGGUAAAGACAAGUCGCGUCGAUCACUAAAUAUAACGAUAAAUAACAGCUGGGAUGGUACAGGACCUGAAAAUUCAUCGAAUAAUUCAACCAAUCACAAAACAAAAUUAAGGUACUCGUCACAGUUUCAAUGCUAUCAAGAUAUUAAAAAUCCUACUCAAAUAAGUAAAGAAAUUUCAUCGAAUUCAAAACAAAAAUGGCGAAACGCUGCAGCUUUCUUCAUGAAUAAAACAGGUGAAUUAGAAACAAGCGGCCAAACCGGAAGACCCUCAGUAAACAAGUUGCGGCGUCAGAAUGCAGGAGCUGUUCUCGCAAAAGCCAAGAUGUUCGAAUCCAGCUCCGACAAAUCAUCUGAUCGGAAUGAGAAGUCAAUGCAUACAGGUUUUGCAAGAAAACCUAGAAUGAGCCAACAACAAAUGAAGGCACAAAAAAUUGUUCCUAAUUCCAAAUCGAAACUUCAGUCUUAUGUUAGAGAUGAAGUUGAAACUAGUCCAGCUUACAAAACUAAAAGCAAUUCUAAUGAUUUUGGUUCGUCUGCAACAUAUCGCACUUCAGGUUCUCAUAAUAAAGACGACAUCAAUAAUAUGCGUCCGAGUAGAAAAAUUUCACCCGUUAAAAAAGUGGUAUCCCCGCAAUCUAACUUAUUAAAAACACCGCAACCUCCUGCAUUCAAAAAAUCAUUAUGUACACCUCGAAACUUACGAACGCCUGCUUCAGCUAGUGAACUAAAAAGAAACAAUAUACCGAUGAAGGCUGUGCACAUUUCUCCUAGAAGAUCCCCCCGCCAGAAACAACGUGCAUACAAUUAAUUGAUUUACAGUAUUUUUGAAUAAGUCUGCUACAUAUAU